AUGGCAGGGAUGGACUGGUGGGGUGAAUUCCGCAAAAGGCACAAUGACCUACUCACAAUUCGCAAGCCACAGUCACUUUCAUUUCAACGAGCAGUUCAUCUGAAUAGGCCAAUUGUCAACAAAUUUUUUGAUUUAUUAGAGAGCACCAUGCUGGAAAAUUUCGUGUUUGGAGAGCCUUCUCGGAUUUAUAAUGUAGACGGGACAAGUUUGAGUUUAGUGCCUGGAGUAAAAAAUAUUGUUGGCCUCAAAAGUUCAAGGUAUUCGAGUCAAAUAACAAGUGUUGAGCGUGGUCUAUCUCAGACAGUCGUCAUGGCUGUAAACGCUGUAGGUGAUUAUGUUCCUCCAAUGGGUAUAUACAAAGAUGGGCAUGGCUCACACACGCGUAGCAUCGAAGUGCUGGAUUUUGCAGCCAACAACAACAUUGAAAUUGUCAGUUUGCCCCCACAUACAAGUCAUUAUCUGCAACCUUUGGAUAAACUUCAUUUUGAACCCUUGAAGGACUAUUAUAAGGAAACUGUGCGAAAUUCACAUGAGGAACAAUCCGGGGGUUGGUUUGACCAGAUUCAAUUUCCCAACUCUUUUUUGUGGAGCGUACAUGAAAAUAUGGCUUAUAUAUUGGCUUUCAAAUCAACAGGCAUUUAUCCAUUGGACAAAGAUCAGAUUCCAGAGCAUGCUUACGCUCCUGCUGAAACCACGGAUGUCUCUGGUAUUGUGAUGGAAUCAUCACCUUCUACAAGUGGUAUAGUACCAGUAAAUGAAGAAGUUCCUGUUAAUGAGAGAUCAUUUGAUGAUAGUCAGCCUUACCCAAAAGUGUCUCGUAAAAACAAGCCACCACAAAAGAAGCCUAUCGAAACAGGGUCCAGGGUUCUUACUAGCAAAAAUUACAGAAAAGAACUUUCAGCACUAAUGAAGCCAGCAACUCAGGAAAUCAUAGUUCAGGUCAGUCAAGUUUGA
Styela clava is the source of this 954-nucleotide messenger RNA. NCBI's taxonomy places the organism in Eukaryota, Metazoa, Chordata, Ascidiacea, Stolidobranchia, Styelidae. The record is from RefSeq and is a predicted model, not a curated record.